GACAAUUUAUGCAAGGAAUUCUCAGGUGUUUUCAACAAAACAAUGAGCUAUAUCUGUUUUAAUUGCGCCGCUGGGUAAAUAAAAGAUAUUAAAUGAUAACAAUUUACGAUUCCGUCGUUAUUUUCUUUUGACUAUCGCAAGCAACGGACAAUGGAGUACAAAUUAGCCUUCGGAUUAUUCCUAUUCCUUUCCAUCUCAUCUGUCGUGAAUGGACGACUUUGUUACAGUUGUUCCUACAUCGAGAACGAGAUAAAAAAAGAUUACGAGUGUGUUACCUCCCCUGCCAAUGUCACUACAGCUAAGACUGUGUCAUGCCCGGAUGAUGGUUAUUGCUUUACGCAGACCCAGUAUCAUAGAGAUGCCUUGAAGGUUCGGUCCAUCACGCGAGGCUGUGGGAGGCAGGUUGAUCUUCCCUGCGGUAGAAACUGCUGCUCUACUGACAGCGCCUGGAGCACCUGUCUCAGCGAAUGCAAGGCCAACAACGCACUGUGCAACAACCAGGAUAAAACUCCCACCGUGGGUCCGAGGGGUGGGUCCACCUCUUUAAGCCUCUGUACCUGGUCCAUGACGCUUCUUAUAGUUUCAUCCUUAGCAUUUAAAUGAAAAUUAAGCACACAUUAAAAAUUCUGUCAACAAGAAUUGCUUGGCAAUAUAUCUUUGCUAAAUCCUGUUCAACUAGUGUAUGACAGAUGAAUUAAUAAAAGCUCUUUACUUCAGAUGUAGUCAGAUAAUCUAAAAAUAUACAUUUUUAGAAAGAAAUAUUACAAUACGCCAAAUGUUAUCAAGAUUGUUCUUUUUCUGGCUACGUCGUUAGUUAUAUACCGGUAGUUAGACUUCUUUAAAAGCGUUGGUAUUCGUGUAUGUGAAUUUAAUUUAACACAAUCAUGUAUUUAGACUGAUAUUUUUUUUACAUUGUAUCAAAAUUAGAUACUUCUUUGAUCAUAUUAUUUUAUUUCAUUUUAUUGGUAGGUAUAAUCUGUUUUAGACUUUGAAAAAAUAUGGUGCGAACUUUGUGUGGCUUUACCAGAACAUUUGAAAGACAUACUUCGUAUUAUUCAAAGUGGUCUUUAACCUUAAAAAAUGUAGCUUACAUUAUUUGUUUCCAGCAGAAAGAAAAUGAAAUUCAAAGUUAUAUUAAUUAAGAUUUAUCUUUCUUUCAUUGGAAUACCAAUGUUUACUAGUACUGGCAAUAUACAUGCAUUCGUGUUAGUAAGAGAAUGCAUCAAAAUAACUCUAAUAUGAUGAAGUUUGAGUAUGGUUUCUGUUAGUUUCUUUUUUAUUUCUUGUUAUUUAGGGAGGGUUAAGCGGUUGACUGUUGGGUUUUUUAAAUUCAACCUUAAAAUGCAUUGAUAAGUUGCAUGGUUUUUAUGUUUCCAGCAAUCGUACGCCCUUAAAAGAUAAAAAUCUUUGUUUGUUAUUAUACUAAUUUAAUUUCUUUAAAGUGAAUUGUAGAAUUUGAUUCUUUGGAGGAUUUUAACAUUGUUCAUUUACCACAAAUGAUAUUAAAUACAUUUA
Messenger RNA from Magallana angulata, 1515 nucleotides. RefSeq lists its product as uncharacterized. NCBI's taxonomy places the organism in Eukaryota, Metazoa, Mollusca, Bivalvia, Ostreida, Ostreidae. The coding region runs from base 151 to 603 and encodes 150 amino acids. The record is from RefSeq and is a predicted model, not a curated record. The transcript has 3 exons.